AUGAACUUCCAGGUGAUAGGCCUGGGCAAGAUGAAGUUUGACAGUCCAGAGUCCUGCAGGGAGCAGGAGGAGGCUGAGGACGCUGAGGACCAGCAGCUGCUGGCGCCUGAGGCCUGGCGGAUGUACAUGGAGCGGCGCAACGCCCUGCGCGAGUUCCUGGCCUCGGACCUCAGCCCCCACCUGCUGCGGCGCCACCACGCUAGGGUGCAGCUGCUCCGCAAGUGCUCCUACCACCUGGAGGUCCUCCCCAAGCACCUGGCACUGGGUGACCAGAACCCAUUGCUGCUGCCCAGCGCCAUGUUGCAACUCAUCGACCCCUGGAAGUUCCAGCGCAUGAAGAAGGUGGGCACGGCCCAGACCAAGAUCCAGCUGCUGCUGCUUGGGCACCUGCUGGAGCAGUUGGACCGAGGUCGCGCCAUCCUGGACGGGCUGCUCGAGUCACCCGAUCCCCGGCCUUUCCUGGCAGGCUGGAUGCUGGUGGAGCAGCGGCUGGCUGACCUGUCGGCCACGAUGGACAGCUUCCUGGCCAUCAUGGUGCCAGGGCGCCUGCACAUUAAGCACCGCCUGGUGUCCGACGUCGGGGCCACGAAGAUUCCCCACAUCCGCCUCAUGCUAAGCACCAAGACACCGGUCAUAUUCGACCGCAAGGAGUCGGUGGCACAUCAGGACUGGGCCAGCCUGCGCUGGUUUGUCACAGUGCAGCCAGCUGCACCCGAGCAGUUCGAACUGCGCUUCAAGCUGCUGGAGCCACGCACACCACAGGAGUGUAUGCAGUGUGGUGUAAUUCCUGUGGCCGCCUGCGCCUUCGACGUGCGCAACCUGCUUCCUGACCGCACUUACCGGUUCACCAUCAAAAGAGCUGAGAGCUACACGCUGGUGUACGAACCCUGGAAGGACAGCCUUGUCCUGCACACCAAGCCGGGCCUCCAGCCCACCCUGCCCGCACCCUCCGACAGAUGA
This is a messenger RNA of Ochotona curzoniae (black-lipped pika), 960 nucleotides long. RefSeq names its product fibronectin type III domain containing 11 (gene FNDC11). The coding region runs from base 1 to 960 and encodes 319 amino acids. The record is from RefSeq and is a predicted model, not a curated record. Gene Ontology annotation, molecular function: protein binding. Lineage: Eukaryota; Metazoa; Chordata; Mammalia; Lagomorpha; Ochotonidae. The transcript has a single exon.